AUGGCCUCGAGUUUGAUUAACGCAUGUGAGGAUUUGUUCGGAUCGGCGGAGAUCGAACAAGGUGCGGUUUUUGGAAACGUUGCUGCAGAACAGUGGACGGAAGCCGAGUACGCUGAUUUGGUCCUCCAGCUUCGAGCCAUUUUGCCGGCGGAGGACGACAAAAAAGCCGACGUCCGGCUUAAGAAAAUAAAUUGGUCUUGCGUCGCUGUCGGCAACCACACGGCCGAAGAAGCGGAGGUGGCGACAAAGUUGUUGCUACACAAAAUUGAUAAGCAUCGGACCCUGGACGAAAUGCUCUGCAUUGUGCAGAAGAAAGGGAUUCAGGCGUGUUUGGCAGAGAAGCCGAAACAUCCACCAAAUGAAUACAACCUUUUCAUAAAAGCAAACCUCCGGAUGCUAAAAUCGCAGCAUCCGGAACUAACUUGGGCCGAGCUGCUUCGGAAAGCGGGCAAAAAGUACAAGCUGCUUUCCGCAGAGAGCAAAGCAGUCUACAAACAGCUCGCAACCUGGGCGAAAGUAGACUACAAUGAACAGAUGAAACAAUAUUCCUUCCAUAACCCAGCAGCAGAAACCCAACAUUUAUCACAAAAGAAAGCAAACCGCACCAUUACUCCCUACAUGGACAUCGGGAGUAGUACUGCCGAGCUGCUUCGGAAAGCGGGCAAAAAGUACAAGCUGCUUUCCGCAGAGAGCAAAGCAGUCUACAAACAGCUCGCAACCUGGGCGAAAGUAGACUAUAAUGAACAGAUGAAACAAUAUUCGUAA
Messenger RNA from Anopheles coustani, 765 nucleotides. RefSeq names its product nucleolar transcription factor 1-B-like. The coding region runs from base 1 to 765 and encodes 254 amino acids. The record is from RefSeq and is a predicted model, not a curated record. The transcript is spliced from 4 exons. Lineage: Eukaryota; Metazoa; Arthropoda; Insecta; Diptera; Culicidae.